AUGCCUUCGAAAAAAGUCAUCAAAAAGAAGGUUGCGGCUCCACCUGCUCAGCUUCGUGCAGCUGCUCAGCCAAAAGAGGUGAAAAAUCCUCUUUUCGAGAAGAGACCCAGGAACUUUAACAUCGGCUGCGAUAUUCAGCCUAAGAGGGAUGUGACUCGUUUUGUUAGAUGGCCGAAAUACAUCCGCCUGCAGCGCCAGAAGGCUGUGCUCCAGAGGCGUCUAAAGAUCCCACCACCAAUCAACCAGUUCAGAAGCGCUCUUGACAAGCAGACUUCAUCCCAGCUUUUCAACCUUCUGAACAAGUACCGCCCAGAGUCAAAAGAACAGAAGAAAGAGCGUCUUCGCGCUCGUGCGGAAGCUCGCGCCGCUGGCAAAACUGAAGAGAUCACCAAGCGCCCUCCUACUGUUCGUUAUGGUAUCAACGCUGUCACUCGCCUCAUCGAAACUCGCAAGGCACAGCUCGUUGUUAUUGCACACGAUGUCGAUCCUAUUGAGAUCGUCAUCUUCCUCCCUGCCCUUUGUCGCAAGUUUGAUGUCCCAUAUGCCAUCGUGCGAGGAAAAGCUUCGUUGGGAACAGUUGUGCGACGCAAGACCACUUCAGCCAUUGCCAUCGUUGAUGUGAACCCUGAGGAUCGAUCUGCCCUUUCAAAGCUUGUUGAGACGGUGCACACCAACUUCAACGAGAGAGCUGAUGAGAUUAGGAAGCACUGGGGUGGCGGUGUUAUGUCAGCAAGGUCAGAGGCUAAGAAGCUCAAGAUUGAGAAGGCCCGAGCUAAGGAUCUUGGUAUCCGUGCGUAAAUAUUAUCGUUGUUUUGUUGAUAAAUUUGUUACAGUUACG
This is a messenger RNA of Cylicocyclus nassatus, 838 nucleotides long. NCBI's taxonomy places the organism in Eukaryota, Metazoa, Nematoda, Chromadorea, Rhabditida, Strongylidae. The record is from the annotation of a GenBank genome assembly.